CUGAAAGCUGCAUGUGAACACAGCCAACAGCCUGCAGCGCUGUGGACCUUCUGGAACAGCGCAGUGCUGCGUGGGGCCAACAUACAAACCCCUCCAGGAUGCUUCAGAGGUGUCUCAUGGAAGGAUGAUAUCUAACUAUGAGGAGAUUUUUUUCUUCGUUUUCUAGCCACCCCCUGUGUCGCUUGGAGGCAGCUUUUAUAUAACUUGCCACCAACAUGAUUUGGGCUGUUUGCACGCUCCUGUGUUGCCUUUUGACGCCAGCAGCUGGACACCAAACACCGGAGAGACUGCCUUUCUUUCACGGCCAUGUCUUUGAGAACUCCCCGACGGCUUCCAAAGUGAACGGACUGAGCAUCCCGGUGAGGCGCAUGAACGCGCAAAGAUGGUGUCCAGUGCCGGGGAUGCACCUCAAAGUCUACGGAAACGGCAGCCAGGAUUUCCGCGCCUUCGCCCACCACAAGCGGGGGAAUAUAUUGUUAAAAACUUCCAAGGUACUCGACCGGGAGGUCCGCACAGACUACCUGCUGAGAGUCGCUCUGUGCUGCAACACCUGCGCGUCGGACGCGGUGCUUCUGGAUGUCGCGUCUGUAAAAGUGGACGUUUUGGACACAAACGACAAUCAGCCCACUUUUGUGGAAUCAGAAGCCGUGCAUAUAACUUUAGAUGACACCACUGCUCUUCGGAGCGUUGUUUGCAGGCUGAAAGCUGUGGAUGCGGACAGCGGCAUGAACGCAGAUUUGACAUACAUUUCAGUGCCCAAAACCGGCACUUUUUAUGUCGUGCCUAAAACAGGCGAAGUUUUGCUGCUCGACUCCCUUCUGGGCUUUCAAUCAGCGGUUGAAUUCCGCGUUUUUGCCACUGAUCACGGAUGGCCCUCCUUGACGAGCAAAGGCGUGGUGGUCACCGUUUCUCCACGAAAGUGGCUGGAGAAAGCGAGGCCACAGAGGUCCAGACGCGCACCCAGGGCGUCACUGGAUCCUGCCGCCUUGGUCUCCCUCAACGUCUCUGAGGAUGCCAGCAUCGGCUCAGUCAUAACGAGCCUGAAUCCCAGCAGGUUUCAGUCUGCCAGCUUUGAGCUCAUUUACCCGGAGCCACAGAGUUCCCCUGUCUCUGUGGGUCACGACAGUGGAGAUAUCACCAUCACCAGGAGCUUGGACAGGGAGUCAGAACCUUUCGUGGAGCUCACUGUUAAGAUUCAGGAUAAACGAGGCUCUGACUGGUACCUGAGCAAGGUGAAGCUGACAAUCACCGAUGUCAAUGACAAUGUCCCAGAGUGGAAUAUGAAGCCUUUCCCGUACCAGGCUGGAGUGUCCCCCGAUGCCCCUGCAGGAACCUUUGUCUACCAGCUCCAGGCUCUUGACGGGGACGAGGGCAGUAGCGGAGAGGUGGAAUACUUUUUGGGUGAUGGAGGUGAUAGCUGCUUUGCUGUGGACAGGAAGACAGGUCAGGUGGUGACCACAGGCCACAUGCUUCAGAGGGGCAGAGAGUACUUGUUAAGUGUAGUGGCCACUGAUGGCUUGGGCGGCCGCAGUGCACCCGCUAUGCUCUCUGUAGUCGCCGGAGCCAGAGCGCCGCAGUUCACCAAUACGAGUUACUCCAUCUCCAUACCAGAGAACACGCCUGAAGGACAGCCUUUCCUAGCUGUGUUUGCCAUUUCCUUCCAAAAGCAGCCCAUCAGCUACAGCCUGCUGAUCAAUCCAAGCAGCCUUUUCAGCAUUCAGCAGGAGUCAGGGGAGAUCAGUCUGACCCGGACGCUGGAUUACGAGAGUGACCAGCGACGGUACCUACUGAUGGUGCGAGCCAGCGAGGAACCGGGCAGCCUGAGCACGGCCACAGAGGUUCAGGUGCUGAUAACAGACGAGAAUGAUUGUGUCCCAGAGUUCCUCCAAUCCAUCUACAGCGUGGAUGGAGUCCCAGAGACUGUAACCACGGCAACAUCUCUGCUGCAGGUGUUGGCCACUGACUGUGACUCAGGGUUAAAUGCGGAGCUAACCUAUUACACCCUGAGCCCAGACUUCAGCAUUUCACCACAUGGUACCAUUUUCCCUGCGGCUCGGCUUGACUAUGAGAGGCCUAACCAUCUCUAUGAAUUUGUGGUGAUGGCGGUAGAUGGUGGGGAUGGGCCUCACUCCGGCACCGCCACAGUCCGCGUGAGGAUGGUAAAUGUCAAUGAUGAAGCCCCAGAAUUCUCCCAGCUCAUAUAUCGAACGUUUGUUUCUGAGGAUGCAGGCCCAAACACCCUUGUUGCCACAGUCCUGGCCAAAGACCCUGACGGCGAUGGGAUCAUCUACUCUAUAACGGCCGGGAAUGAGGAGGGGAACUUUGUCAUUGACAGCCAAAAAGGGUUAAUUCGACUCCGCUCCACCCCCUUGCCCAAGCUUCAAGGCCUGGAGUAUGUCCUAAAUGUUACUGCCACAGACAACAAUGCAUCAGGCGGGCUGCACUCGCUGUCCUCCACCGCACGUGUAAUAGUGGGAGUUGAUGAUGUGAACAAUAACAAACCAAUAUUUGAAGAGUGCCAGCAAUAUCGUGAGCAGGCUUCAGUGCUGGAGAACCAGCCAACGGGGACUUUUGUGUUACAAGUGCAUGCUGUGGAUGCAGAUGAAGGAGCGAAUGGAAAAGUCAAAUAUGGCUUAAUGCACAGAGACAGCGUCAUGCCUGCCUUCAGAAUACAUCCAGACUCAGGAGCCAUUGUGACGGCCCAGAGGUUUGACAGGGAGCGGCAGCGAGAGUAUUCGGUCACAGUGACAGCCACUGAUUGGGCAGAAGAACCGCUCAUCGGCAUCUGUCAACUCACUGUCCAAAUAGUGGACGAGAACGACAAUAGCCCCAAGUUUGAGAACAUGCGCUAUGAGUACUUUUUGAGAGAGGACACUUUGGUCGGUACAAGCUUCCUGCGUGUGGCUGCUCAUGACGAUGACUUUGGCACUAAUGCGGCAGUCACUUACUCCAUGUCUGUGGAGCAACCUGAGUACCUGAAGGUCAAUGCUGUCACAGGAUGGGUGUAUGUAAACCAGCCCAUUUCACAGAGGACCUAUAUCACGCGAGACAUCAUUGCAACUGAUGGGGGGAACCGAAGCACCUCAGUGGAGCUGGCCGUCACCAUCACCAAUGUAAAGAACCAACCACCACAGUGGGAAGAUGAGAGCUACAGCGUCAUCAUCCCUGAAAACACCGCCAGAGACACACCCAUCGUGACAAUCAAGGCAACUUCUCAACUGGGUGACCCAAGGGUAACCUACAAUCUUGAAGAUGGGAUGGUCCCCGAAACUAACAUGCCAGUUCGUUUCUAUCUCUCGCCCAAUCGGGAAGAUGGCUCUGCCUCCAUUCUGGUGUCUGAACCACUGGACUACGAGACAACCCCCUUUUUUUCUCUACGAGUGCGGGCACAGAACGUGGCUGCAGUCCCGCUUGCAGCCUUCACAACAGUUUAUGUCAAUAUCACAGAUGUCAAUGACAACGUGCCAUUUUUCACCUCCUCCAUCUAUGAAGCCUCGGUAACAGAGGGCGCUCAAAUAGGAACUUCAGUUCUCCAGGUGUCUGCUCAUGACAAAGAUCUGGGUCUUAACGGAGAAAUCACUUACUCGCUGCUGAGAGACAGCAGUGGCGACCACCUUUUGUUCCGAAUAGAUCCCAAACUCGGGAUCAUCUACACAGAGGCCAUUUUUGAUCGUGAGGCCCGCAGCUCCUAUUUACUGGAGGUCCAGUCAGUGGAUGGCCAAGAGUCUGCUCGUCCCGGAAAAAACAAGCAGCCAAACUCAGACACGGCGUAUGUUCGUGUUUUUAUCAGCGACGUCAACGACAACAAGCCGGUCUUUGUUCAGAGGCUCUACGAAGUGGCCGUGGAUGAGGAUGCUGACGUGGGCUUGGCUGUUGUCACUGUCAGUGCUAAUGAUGAAGAUGAAGGGGCCAAUGCCAAGCUGCGCUACCAGAUCACAUCUGGCAACAAAGGUGGCGUUUUUGACAUAGAGCCAGAGGUGGGGACGAUAUUCAUUGCACAGCCACUGGAUUAUGAGAAGCAGAAGAGGUACAAACUGCUGGUUCUGGCCUCUGACGGAAAAUGGGAAGAUUACGCUGCUGCAGUGGUUACAGUGGUGAAUAAGAAUGAUGAAGCGCCUGUGUUCUCCAUGAAUGAAUACUAUGGAUCAGUCACAGAGGAACUUGAUGGGUCUCCGGUGUUUGUACUACAGGUGACAGCCACUGACCCAGACAAAGAUGCAGACCAGGGCGCCAUACGAUAUUCCAUCCAUGGCCAAGGGGCAGAGUCACACUUCAUGAUUAACGACAUCACGGGCGAGAUGUAUGCCCAGCGCACUAUGGACCGAGAAGAGCGUGCCGUCUGGCGCUUUGUUGUCAUGGCAACAGACGAAGAGGGCGAGGGAUUAACCGGUUUCACGGAUGUUAUUAUCAAUGUGUGGGACAUCAAUGACAAUGCGCCCACCUUUUCAUGCCUGCCCGAUAAUUGCCUCAGUAGUGUAGCGGAAAGCUCACCCCCUGGAACCUUUGUUGUGGAAAUGACAGCUGUCGACCUUGACGAUGCCGCAGUAGGCCAGAAUGCAAUUCUCACCUACCAGAUUACUAAGAAUGCGCAGAACAUAAACAGUGAAGACCUUUUCGCUAUUGAUUCCAGCACUGGCACAAUAUCAGUGGCAGCUGACGGGUUAGACCGGGAGUUGGUGGAGAGUUACCAGUUGGUGGUGGAGGCCCGGGAUGGUGGAGGAAUGACAAGUACAGCAACUGCCACGAUUGUCUUAACAGACAUUAAUGACCAUGUACCAAUGUUCCAAGAGGAGAGGUGUGGCGCCCGUGUGUCUGAGAAUGCUGAUGUGGACACUAUUGUUCUGGAGUUGGAUGCCACAGACCCUGAUUCUGGCACAUAUGGUAAACUGGCAUUUAGUGUGGUUGAUGGAGACCCACAGCAACAGUUCUACAUUGUCAGCCACAGACUGGAACAGAGGGGUGUUCUCAGGUUGAAGAGGAAGCUAGACUUUGAGAGGCCAGGAGAACAAAUGUUUAACCUUACUUUGAAGGUACAAGACUCUGAGUUCUCUAGCCUUAUUCAGUGUCUGGUUCUCGUGGAGGAUGAGAAUGAUAAUUCCCCUGGGUUUGCCCAGAGCUCUUAUCUUCUCUCCCCUUUGAAUGAGGACGUAGCUGUAGGAACCACUAUCAUCCAAGUAGCAGCCACUGACACUGACUCUGGUUCAAAUGGGGAGCUUUUGUACAGCAUUCUUCCUCAGUCUAAUCCCUUUGGACAUUUUACAGUAGACCAAUCCGGUGUUGUUACAGUCGCCAAGCCACUGGAUCGAGAAGCUGUCAGCGGUUAUGACUUGGUUGUUAUAGCGACAGACCAAGGUAGGCCAGCACUGACUGGCAGUGUUGUGGUCUACUUGCCAUUGUUAGACGUGAAUGACAACAGUCCGGAGCUGGAGGAAGCUUACACUCCUGUGGUUUGGGAAAACAGUCCAGCACCUCAAGUGGUCUGGCUCAACAUGAGCUCAACGCUGCUUCAUGUUGUGGAUAGAGAUUCCCCAGAGCAUGGGCCUCCUUUCCUGCUCUCCCUUCCUUCAGUUUACUCAGCUGACUUUCACCUUCAGGAUCAUGGGAACGGCUCUGCCACACUCACAGCCCUUCGGAGAUUCGACAGGGAAAGGCAAAGCAAAUUCCUCCUGCCAGUGGUUAUGACUGACAGCGGCUAUCCACCAAUGACUGCCACAAGCACACUCACUGUAACCAUAGGUGACCAAAAUGAUAACGCCCAUCAGGCAGGGGAGAAAGAUAUCUACGUGUAUAGGCGCAAGGGAAGGAUGGCAAAUGCAGAACUGGGGAAGGUGUAUGCACCAGAUCUUGAUGACUGGGACAACAAGACCUACACUCUGGAGACAAGUGCAGCCAAAUACUUUAGUCUGAAUCAGAGCACAGGUGUGCUGAGCAUCCGACAGAACACCCCGGCAGGGAGUUACUGGAUGAGAGUUGGGGUAUCAGAUGACGUAUGGCCCGAUGUGCUAUCCGGAGUCAGAGUUCAUGUGAGAGAUCUAGAGGAAAGGGCUGUUCUGUCGUCCGCCUCACUACGUUUGACAGGCAUAACCACAAGAGAUUUUAUCGACUCUCACGUCGAGAGGAAGAGUCGUCUGGAGACACUCUGGGACUUCCUGUCUGAGACCCUGUCUGUCAGACCAGGCAGCAUUAACAUUUUCAGCAUAGCCAACAGGGGGGAGAAAACAGUGGACAUCCAUUUCUACGUGCUGUCAGAUUCUGGCUACAUGCAUUCAGAGAAGCUGCAUGGGUUUCUCGCUGCACAUAAGAAGAAGCUGCAGUCACUGCUGCGUGUCAAUGUGAGCCAAGUGCAGGUGGAUGAGUGCGUGCACACCGACUGCAAGGCAUUGGGCGGAUGCUCCACACAGCUGAGCAUCGGUGAUUUGCCCACCCUUGUGGACUCUGACGUGUUGUCCCUGGUGUCGGUGACAGUGACGACCUCAGCUGUCUGUGGGUGCACCGCCAGGGAUAUGAUUCACAAAAGCUGCUCUUUUUACCCCAAUAACCCAUGCCUUAACGGGGGAACCUGCAUUGAUGCUCAAAAUGGAUACAGGUGCCAAUGCCCUCCUCAGCAUGACGGGCCAGACUGCCAGCAGCCAGGACGUAGUUUCCUUGGCAACGGCUACGCCUGGUUUCCCCCCAUAAAGCCAUGCUUUGAUAGCCAUCUUUCCCUGGAGUUUAUGACAGAGGAAGAUGACGGACUGCUUCUAUAUGCCGGCCCUUUGGCCACUCAUCUGCCUGGAGAUGUUGAAGACUUCAUGGCCAUAGAGCUUAUUGGUGGAACGCCCAGUCUGAAAAUAAACCACGGUUCUGGUACACUGGUUCUCCACUUAAUGAACAGUGUUGGCUUGGCUGACAGACGCUGGCAUCGCCUUGAUGUGAGGAGCAACAGUAAAGAAGUGCGCUUUACUCUGGAUCGAUGUUCCACUGCCAUUGUCAUGGAGACAGAAGGUGUGGACUCAUGGGCAAUGACAGAGGAUCGCUCAUCUUGUGAAAUUCGAGGAGUAACACCCAACCGUGACAAGCAUCUGAACGGAAGUCAUGUAUUGCAGCUCGGAGGGGUCAAUGUGAACAUGUCAUAUGAAUACCCACAGCUGCAACACAAACACUAUGCAGGAUGCAUAAAGAACCUACGUCUGGACAGCAAGCUCUUUGACCUUGGCUCUCCAGCCGAAUCUGCCAACAGCGUGCCAGGCUGCUCCUUUCGUAAUGACCACUGCACCAACACGGAGCAACAACAAGGGCUUCCCUGUGGCACGACUGGGCGUUGCGACAGCGAGUUGGGGUCUGGCAGCUGCCAGUGUGUACCGGGCUUUACUGGGCCACAAUGUGACCAGCCGGUUCCAGAGUUCUCCUUUGACGGACGCAGCCACAUUCAGUUCCAGCUGCAAUGGUCCCUGCCUGCGCGACAGAUAAGAGUCCAGGUUGGGAUUCGAACACGUGCCACUUCUGGUGUCAUCCUCAGCCUGCUCUCUAAGGAGCAGAAUGAAUACCUCCGUUUAGAGGUUGUUCAGGGUUUGCUGGCCGUUUUCUACAACCUCGGAGAUGGAGACCACAACUUGACACUGCCUUUCCAUCACCUGGAUGAUGGCGAGUGGCACGAGAUGGAACUGGAUCGCUUUGGCCGAGAGUUUACCCUGCGCGUGGAUGGGGGCGGAGGGCGGCGAGAGAUAAUGGCCUCUCCUGGGCGGAGUCAGGAGAUCAUUAUCGACCCCUCUGUUGUGAUGCUUGGAAACUCUUUCCCGUCAGGACACAAUAGAAGCUUCCUCGGUAGGUGGACUCAUAUAGGCUGCAUGCGAGAUCUGAGAUUUAAUGGUCGAUCCGUUCCCCUGGACAGGGAGCAGACUUCGGAUGGGCUUCAUGUGGUCUCUUCUCAGGGCGUGUCUCGUGGCUGCUCUUCAGAAGCCUGCAGCAAACACCAUUGCUCCGCUCCUCUGGUUUGUGUGGACCUGUGGAGGCAACAUGAGUGCAGGUGCCCCCAAGGCCACAUCACGAAGGAGAGCUCCACAGGCAGAGCGUGCGUCUACACGCUCUGCGCCAGCCGCCCGUGUCGCCACGGCACCUGCGUGGCUCAUUCGCCCUCACGCUACACGUGCCACUGCAGCGAGGGCUACCGAGGACGGCACUGCGAGGUGACGCUCGCCAUGUUCCAUAACGAAGACGGCACCAGCCUGAGCCUGAGCUCCAUGUUUGCCAUCAGCAUCUGUGUGAUGGCAUUUCUAGUGUUGAUGCUGGGCCUCUUCCUGUAUUCCUGCUGGAGGAGACACAAGGGCCUCAAAGAGGGCGUGUACCAUGUGUCAGCGCAACAUGGCGAGUGGGAGGACAUCCGGGAGAACGUGCUCAACUACGACGAGGAAGGAGGAGGGGAGCAGGACCAGAAUGCUUUCAACAUGGUGGAGCUGCAACGCUCCCUCCAACCCAGCCCGGCACAGUCGCUCCGCUACAGCUACCCGCAAAGCGCUGUUUCCUGCCCAGAGAAUAAGCCCUCCCACGAGGACAAAAGGAAGGGAAUGUCUAACGGGCACGGCAGCGCCAUCAUAGCCCUGCGCCUGGCCGUCCCACCGUCAGAGACGGAGACCCUGUCGUCUCCCCUGACACUUCGCCGCUCCAAGAAGCCCCUCUCUUUCUCCAGCCAGGACCUGGCCCGCUACCUGUGCGAGGUCAUCCGAGACAUGGAUCACCCGGAGGAACUUGGCACCAGGACCACACCGCGCCGUCCUUCCAGGAAGGAGCGCAGCCUGGCGGCGGUGCGCUCCCUCAGUGCAUCUCAGGGUUCGGAUAUGAGACAUCAGGGGGCCCCGAGCAGCAGGACGGACAAGUUCAGAACCCUCCGAGCUGUGGUCAGCGACCUGAGGGGAGACUCCAAGCCUUCAGAGAGCCAAAGAGACAAAGUGCAGGAGAGCAGAGGACAGCUGAACUGUGGGAAGAGUGGAUGAGACGCUUGUACAACCGAAGGAGGUGAACACGCUCCGAGGCUGGUGAGGAAUCCCACAGGGAACGCUGACUAAUUGGGAUGCUACAGUAUGUGCAGCCUGAAGACCAAGUCCACUAUAAAUGUACUGGAAAAAAUGAAGUGGUGAAGUUCCUGGGUAUAAAACGAAUGACCUGAUGUGAUGUAUUGUUUAUCUGGCAUUGCGCUGUACAGUACGGACUCCGCCGCGAGCACUUUUGGAAGCUCCUAGUGUUAAAAGUAUUCACAGCAAAAACACAAAUGCUAGACUUUUGAUUUUGCUACGUCAAGGUGUGAAUCAUUCAUGCUGACACAAAGCUUACGUCUCCUGAAUUUGUGAGUGUUACGGUAAUAGAAUUGUAAUCCAUCCACUAGGCAAGGCAGAGAAGAUGCUCAUUAAAGAGCAUGAUUCCAGUGCAGGGCUGGUCGUAAUGAAAGUUUACUGUAAAAUGUGCAGUUAUCUUACAGACGCAGCUUCACGUUGAUUUAUUUGACGCGGGAGAGAAGCUGUCAGUACAAUACAACAACCUGACCGGCUUCAUGUGAAGGUGUUGUGUUGCGUUGCAUGAUGCAAAUGUUGGUCAUACCACAUACUGACCGCUUCUCACCGCUAUAAAGCUACAGGAUGUAACUCAGUGAUCUCAACUGGCGGGUCACGACCGAAACGUGGGUUGCGGACCUGUUGUGGGCGAGUCUUGAAAAGAAAUACAGUGGAACCGUGGUUUUCGUUAUUAAUCCGUUACAAAAGGUCCGAUGGAAACAAUUUUUUUUUUUAAGUAUCAUGUAAAGGCUGUCAAUCCAUUCCAGACACCCAAAAUAUGAACACAAACACGUUUUAGAGCAGGGGUGUCCAAACCUUCUCCAGUGAGUGAAAAAUGAAAGGAUGCAAGAGCCACUUAGAUAUUCUGUAUGCCAAGACGUUACAUAUAUUUCAACAAAAAAAUGCAUCUCAGCUUUGUGACAUAGAUGAAAAAAAAGCCGUUUAUUAGGAUGAACUGUGUUUUUUGCUCUUUUUUGCACAUUUUUGCUGUUUUUUUAUUUUCUUCUUAAAUAAUCAAUCUAAUCAAAUAAUCUCUAUUAUGACUUCAUUCCCAUAAUAUUUUGACUUUAUUCUCAUAGAAUUUAUUAUUUUCUCCCCAACAUAAAUUUCCAAAAAUCACAACUUUAUUUGGUUUGUUUGUUUUUCAUGAUUUUGCAACUGAAAAAAAAAACAUUUUUUCUUUUAUAUUUCCACUCUAUACUCCUAAAAUUACAUUUUCUUUUAUACUCAUAAAAUGUUAACUUUCUUCUUGUUAGAAUAUUACUUUUUUCUUAAUAUUUUGACUUUAUUCUUUUUAAAAUUACAUUUUUUUCCCAUUACUGCUGUUUUUUUUCCAACUGUCUUCUUGUAAAUGUUCUUCUUUUAAUAAUGACUUUAUUCCCAUAAUAUUUCCACCUUGUUCCCAUAAUAUUGGAACUUUUCCCCCCAACCUUAUUUUCCCAAAAAAUUACAACUUUAUUUUGUUUUGUCACAAUAUUAUGACUUUUUUUUUUUAAAAUGUCUUUAUUCUUUAAUAUUUGAAGUUCGUGCUACUGACGUCGUUAUUCCUCCUAUUACGUUACUCUAAUAAAAUGACAACUUUCUCCUGUUAUAGUACAACUUUUUGUCUCUUAGUAUUUUGACUUUAUUCACGUAGAAUUACAGCUGUUUUUUUCCCUUUCUGCUGUUUUUUUUUUUUUUACUUUUCCAACUAUUUAAACUUUCUUUCUAUUUUCUUCUCAUAAUUAUGACGUUAUUCCCACAAUAUUUUGACUUUUUUUGUCAUAUUAAUCAUAUUACAACAACACAAAAAACAAUGUCUCUCUUUAACAUUUCAACUUCAUGCGACUAAAAUGUUUUUUUUCCUCAUUUUUUUCCUGAUUUUCUCAUUUUUGCUGGGUUUUUUUGUAGUUUUCUUGUUAAAUUAUGUUUUCAGAAUGUGUCCCGGGCCAAUUAAAAAACGGCCCCUGGGCCGCACUUUGGACACCCCUGUUUUAUAGAGAAUAAUUAUAGUUUUUACAUGCAAAAAACAAUGCAAAAUACAUAUGACUAAAUAAACAUUUGACGUGACUUUACCAUAGACAAGCAAACAGAUGAGUGGAACGCCUCAUCAGCACGAGGCACAGUACUUAAUAGGAGAAAGAAAGAAGAGAGAUAUGGAGUUGUACAUUGUUCACACACACACAUAAUACAGAUAAUUAAAGAAUUCCCUGGUUGGACCCUGUCUAGAGUGUCCCAACUCUAAAAGAACCACUAUCCAUUCUUCACAGAGACUGAGACACCCGCACAAGGAUGCUUGAAUGAAACACGAGUGUGUUUGGUGCCGUUUGGCUAUACGAUAAUCGAGACAUAUUUUUGGCAGUCAUUUUCGGCGAAAACCUACGCUCCACUCUAUUUCAUGUGCAUGUGGUCUGUCUUUUAUUUUGACAAUAUAAAAUACGCACACAGGCGUACGCCGUAACCGUAUUACAAGAUUGUGUUGAUUUUUUAAAAAUAAAAUAAUUAUGACUUGUGUUAUCGUUAUUGUGAGGAUCAAUAGGGACAUAUUUUUAAUUGUGUGGAUUUUAUGCUCUUUUUGUCGACUUAUACGCACGUAGUUGUCAUGUUUCAGGACCAAUUUGUUAAAAAUGUGCUUUUUGCACAUGUAGAUUAUGCUUUAGAGCUGUGGUCUCAACUGCGGGACUCACCGCUACCCCUCGGUGACCCAAACGGCGGACAAUUUUCAUCUCAAACUUCUCAAAUAUCUCAUAUUCAAAGAGGCUGUUGAAUGUGACCGGUCCACAUUGUGGACGGAAUUCCCCCACGCAACACAACGUGCUGCUGUCUGUCUUCAUGGCGCACUCUCCCCCAGCAGAUAUCUGCAGCUGUGUGUUGGAUUGAUGCCACAUGGUAUGUUGUGGCAGAAUGCGAGGUGCAUUCACAGACAUAUUCUUACUUUUUUUUUUUUUUUUUACCCAAGAAAAGACCCGCGACCCACUGAAGACUGCACCAGGUCGCGACCCACCAGUUGAGAAUCCUUACUUUAAAGUACCCAUUUGAUGGUAACCAGUCCAAGGCAUGACUGUGCAGUCAUCACGCUUACUAAGUCUCACCUGCCAGGUGUAUGGAUUACUAUUGUAUGCUCUCUGAUACAGGUUUUAACAAACUUUUGAAUGUAAAUGUAUUAUAUACAUUUGAGAAAAAUGGGUCUAGUUUGCCUCCACCAUGGCUGCCCUUUGUCACUGAUUCUGUUCAUUACUUUUAUGGACAGAAUUUCUAAGCGCAGUGAGGGUGUUGGUGGCUGCAGGAUUGGGUCUCUGCUGGCUUCAUUGGGCCAUGAACUUCAAUUCUCUCUGGAUCGGUUCACGGCUGAGUGUGAAGCAGCUGGGAUGAGAAUCAGCACCUCCAAGUCCGAGUCCAUGGUUCUCACCCGGAAAAGGGUGGAGUGCCGUCUCCGGGUCGGGGAUGAGAUCCUGCCCCAAGUGGUGGAAGAGUUUAAGCACUUCUGGGUCUUGUUCACGAGUGAGAGAAGGAUGGAAAGCGAGCUGGACGAGCGGAUUGGUGCAGCGUCCGCAGUGAUGUGGACUCUGCAUCGGUCCGUUGUGGUGAAGAGGGAGCGUUGCCUUUCGGCUCCGCUCAAUUUACUGGUCAGUCUACGUUCCUACCCUUACCUGUGGUCAUGAGCUUUGGGUAGUGACCGAAAGGACAAGAUCGCAGGUACAAGAAGCUGAAAUGAGUUUCCUCCGUAGGGUGGCUGGGCGUUCCCUAAAGCCUAGGUCACAACCGGACACACGAUUUUUUUGGCGUUCCCCAAAUCGCUGCGUUUUUUUGUUUGUUUGUGAAGAACAUAGUUGUGACCAUGAAGGAGUCAUGCAUGGAGGACAACCAAAAUAUCUGAACAUGUGUUGGCCGCACUAAUUACGUAUGUGGGGUGCAUGUGUGGCGCAUGACACACAUACGUAAUCCGCAAGUGCUACGUAGGACAAAAUUACACUCGCGAAACGUACGAAAGACACACGUUGGCCUUACAGACGACGCAGAAAGACAUACGAAGUGCGUAAGUUUGUCUUGCAACCUGUUUGACAUGACAAAGAACAUCUGCGGCCAGUUUAGCUUGAAAGUCUUCAGGUCACACGCACUUAAACACGGUCUCGGUGGGUUUCUUGCAUGUUUUGCACGUAGACCGGCCGUAAGAGCCCGUACGACCGGUUGUGUCCUAGGCUUUAGAGAUAGGUGAGAUGCUUCUGGGACAAACUCGGCGUAGAACCGUUGCUCCUCCACAUCGAGAGGAGCUAGAUGAGGUGGCUCCAGCAUCUGGUCAGGAUACCGCCCAGACGCUUCCUUGGGGAGGUGUUCAGGCACUUCCGACUGGUAGGAAGCCUCGGGGAAGACCCAGGACUCAUUGGAAAGACUUAGUCUCUCAACCGGCCUGGGAACGCCGCAGGAUCUGCCGGGAGGAGGGGAGUCUUGGCUUCCCUGCUUAGGCUUCUGCCCCCGCAACCUGACCUCGGAUAAACGGAAGAAGAUGGAUGAGUCAUGUUGGCAUACGGCGGAUCUUCCAGCUUUUAAGGUAUCCAUCCAUCCAUCCAUCCAUCUCCUAUGCCGCUUAUCGGGUUUAGGGUUGCCUAUCAAAUCCAUGGAAAAUGGCAUCAAAAUCAAAGGUGUUGCGUUCAUGUUUUGUUGUACGCGUUUAUCAUAAAAGUCAUCGGCGUCUGUAAGUGAUGUGGCAAAUUUCCUAUGAAAAUAUUUUGAUUGGCUGUUUGUGACUCAUGAAAUCAUUGAUGUGAUGAAUUACUUGCUUCAUUUGCCUUAUCAAUUUCCUUUGAA
This is a messenger RNA of Dunckerocampus dactyliophorus (ringed pipefish), 13808 nucleotides long. RefSeq names its product neural-cadherin-like. The record is from RefSeq and is a predicted model, not a curated record. Lineage: Eukaryota; Metazoa; Chordata; Actinopteri; Syngnathiformes; Syngnathidae. Gene Ontology annotation, molecular function: calcium ion binding; cadherin binding. Bases 216 to 8969 code for a protein of 2917 amino acids. Gene Ontology annotation, biological process: homophilic cell-cell adhesion. The transcript has 33 exons. Gene Ontology annotation, cellular component: catenin complex; plasma membrane.